This is a messenger RNA of Phytomonas sp. Hart1, 3048 nucleotides long. The record is from the annotation of a GenBank genome assembly. Lineage: Eukaryota; Euglenozoa; Kinetoplastea; Trypanosomatida; Trypanosomatidae.
AUGACCAAUUAUGUUCGUAAUGUCGCUUUGACUCUCACUGAUAAACUUAUUUGGCGUCCUGCAAAAAAUGAAGACCAGGUGUAUAAUUACAUAUUACAAAAAUCGCCUUCUUCACGUGCCCGUUGUAGAAAAUGUUCACAAUGCAUUGACAAAGGCGAGUUCCGUUGCGGCAUUCCUGUAAGAUUUGCCGGUGGAGAGAACGGGUGGAUUUCAGCGUGGCAACAUUUGGGGUGCACACGACUCGAGGAGAGCGAAAAUUUGACUAAAGUAAUGCAUGGGUUUGCCCAGUUAAAGGAAAGCGAUAAGGAAAAAGUAAUUUUGGAAGUUACUUCCUCUGAAAUUCCUGAACAUUUAAAAUCCCUCGACACAGAGGAUUUGAUUAAACGUAUGAGGCUUGAAGAGGCGGAAACACCAAAGGAAGUGCUAAGAACCUUGCUUCCUUACCAAAAGGAGGGUCUGAAUUGGAUGCUAGCUCAAGAACACUCUGAUACAAAGGGGGGAAUUUUGGCAGACGAGAUGGGAAUGGGAAAAACAAUUCAAAUGAUUUCACUUCUUGUUGCUCAUCCUGUUCCUGGGCCCACACUCAUUGUUUGUCCGGUAAGCUCCAUGUUACAAUGGGAAUCAGAAAUAAAAGAACAUGUUGUGUCAGGUAAGCUUACAGUUCUAGUGGUUUAUAAAACAUCAAAAAUUAAAAGGGAAGACAUAGAGAACGCCGAUGUGGUCCUCACAACAUAUCCAAUGAUUGAACAAGCCUGGCGAUUGCUUGUAAACCGUACUAAAGUUCCAUGCCCAUAUUGUGGCCAACUUUUUCUUGUCCGACAGCUUAUCGUGCACAACAAAUAUUUUUGCUCGCCAAAUGCAAAGAAGACAAUCAAACAGCUAAAACGUGAAAAGGGAAAAGGCAAAGUUGCAAACAGAAAAUUUCAAUCUGAAGCAACAGUCAAGAAGGGUCUUCGAACAUUGCAUAUUGAUAUAGACAAUACCGAAGAACCUGAGCUAAAGUACAUAGAGGAAGAAAAUCGACUUGAAGGUAAGUCUAGACCUAUAAUGGGGCCCAUGGGGAUGUACCAGGAGCUUAUGCGUGAGGCAGGAAGGACCGUACGCAGUCGAUGGGAACAUGCCCGGAGGCAUUCUAGUAGCAGUGAGAGUGAUGAAUCCAACGACAGUGCGGAGUCAUCUUCCACAGAGUUUGACAGUGCGGCUCAACAAGCUGAAGAAGAAGAAGCUGCACAUCGCAAAGCAGAAGAAUUGGCCAUGCUUGAUUCUUUCCGUUGUGAUAAAUGUAGUUUUCAGUAUCUGCGCUACCCUUUUUGUCCAAAGACUGGCCAAUAUCACGUCAUCCCAGAGGCGUUGAGAAAGAUGACAGAAUUAGACACCGGAGGUGACAAAGUUGACCUGGAUACUUCUAUGUUUCAUUCACUAAAAUGGGCUCGCAUAGUUUUGGAUGAGGCCCAUCGGAUUAAAGGACGAACCACCAGUACUGCACGCUCCGCAUUUGCCCUGGAAGCAGUGUACCGCUGGUGUCUCACUGGGACACCGUUGCAAAAUCGAGUUGGUGAUCUUUAUAGUCUUCUUCGGUUUCUUCGUAUCAAACCAUACUCUCACUAUUUCUGUGGAGUUGAUGCCUGCUCUUGCUCCUCUCUUUCACACCCUUUUUCAGGGACAUCGCUCCAUGAGUGCAUUUUUUGUGGUCACGGUCCUGUCCAGCAUUAUUCAUACUUUAAUCGACUAAUUCUCAACCCGAUCAAUCGUUAUGGCUACAUUGGUGAAGGGCGCAGGGGGAUGAUGUUAUUAAGUAACGAUGUCUUUUCCAAGGUGAUGCUUCGCCGAACAAAGAUGGAGCGUGCAGAAGAUCUGCACCUACCACCUUUAAAAAUAAAUAUUCAACGCAUUCAGCUCUCAAACGAGGAGCGAAACUUUUAUGAGGCGCUGUACAAAAAAUGUACAGCUGAGUUUGACACUUUCGUAGGCAAGGGAACGAUUUUGCACAACUAUGCGCAUAUUUUCCAGCUUCUGAGCCGAUUGCGUCAAGCGCUUGACCACCCCUUGCUUGUUAUGCGAGGUAUGAAUAUUGGUCCUGUGGUAUACAAAAAGGGACUCUGUGGAAUUUGUGGUGAGGGUGUUGAGGGAGAAAAAACCUUUAAGGCUCAUCCGUGUCGACAUACCUUUCAUUGUCUAUGUCUCAGUCAGUUUCUAGAGAGUGCCCCAGACAGGGACUAUCAUUGCCCUAUUUGCUUUGUUCGUAUUAACGUAGACCUUAGACAAUUGCGUCUGGAGUGGAAUGAGGACGAAGACGCUGGUGCCGCUGCCCUCCCACCCGAAUUACAAGAAAUGGACGAUGAAGAAUGUGAUCAAACUGAGGCAAACGAAGAGGAUGAAGAUAAAACUAAGGUGAAAGCAGAUGAUGAAAAAAAAGGAAAUAAUUUUCAAAAUUCUAGCCGCACUAAAGCGAGCACCAGGUCGUCUUCACCAAUGUCAACAAAAAAAAGCGAUAGAAAUAUCCUCUCUAGGCUUGACCCUAACAAACUCCUGCACGGCACAAAACUUGAUGCUAUCACCAAUUAUAUUGAACAAAUCCCAGCAGAUGAGAAGGUUAUAGUAUUCUCUCAAUUUGGUGAUAUGCUGGAUCUCACGCAGUAUUGGCUCCAAAAGCGCUUUAUAAAGUCCGUAAAGUUGUGUGGCACUCUGACGCUUUCGCAACGACAAGCGGUGCUACAGGCAUUUUUGCAUGAACCCACUGUUCGUGUUAUUCUAAUCUCUCUCAAGGCCGGUGGAGAGGGUCUCAAUCUUCAGAUUGCAAACCAUGUCGUUCUAAUUGACCCGUGGUGGAACCCAGCGGUGGAGAUGCAAGCUGUGCAACGGGCGCAUCGUAUAGGUCAGACCAAACUGGUUGAUGCCGUGAGGUUUGUGACUGAGAACUCAAUAGAGGAACGCAUGGUCGAACUGCAGGACAAAAAGAUGCUUGUUUUUGAAGGAACUAUCGACGGAAAAAUGCAAUCCCUCAGCAAGUUAUCUGAAGAAGAUUUACAAUUCCUCUUCACGCGUUAA